AUGGCGGCCAUAUCUUCCAUAUACCCGCUCGGAUCUCCUCAAGAACACAUCCCAAAGUGUGAGAAACACGAUUUGAUAAUAGACUUGACAUGUGAGGACUGUGAUGAAUUUAUUUGUUCACAGUGUGCCAGAACAGACCACAAGGAACACGACUGGAAAACUAUAUCCACAGCAGGAAGUCUAAGGAGACGAGAGCUAAAGAAGACUCUGGUAAAGGUUAAGGAGGGAGAUAUGACAGAGAUAGAUGAGAAUAUAACAAUGGCAUCAAAACAAAUGGAAGACAACAAAAAAUGUUGUGAUUCUGAGGUCUUUAAGCUUCAGAAACAUUAUGAUGCGAUUGUGUCAAAACUUGAUGUAAUCAAGGAGAAUUUGGAGACUAAACUGAAAGAAAAUCUAGAAAGAAAAAAUGCUGAAGUGAGUAAGAAAAAAAUAGAAUUAGAAAAGAAAAGAGAACAAAUCAAUGAUCUUGUGAAAUUUCUUGAAGACAAACACGGUACCAUGUCUGACUUAAGUUUGAUAGACAACCUCAGAGACUUAACUAUCUUCGUGUAUAACACAGACAAUUAUAUAGAGAAUGGGGGUCAUUCUGUGAGGUACAGAAGAGGGGACAUUAGAGAGGCAUUAUUAGAGUCCAUGAUGGGGCAAACUUUUGAUUUGGAUGAUAUCAGUGUUACAGAGACAGAUUCAUUUCAAUAUGGAGAUAAAGUUUUAAGUGUGUUGGAGGCAAUCGAUAAAAAUACAUGUUUUGUGAAUGAUAUUGAAUCAGAAUAUUUCCAACGAAUUAAUAUAAAAAAUAAGAAAAAAGAAAAAUUCAAUGUAGAUGUGAAUGAUGUAUGUGUAACAGACAAUGGUGAUGUGUAUGUCUCUGAUAGUGCGAACGACUUCAUUGUCCGUCUGUCCCCGUCAGGCUCAAUCUCUACAGUAUUCAGUACAGCUCCACUGGAACCAGAGGGAAUCUGUCAAUCCACACAAGGAGGACUGCUGGUCACUUUGAGAGAUACUGAGUCAGAACUUUAUCAACCGGACUCACACAGCAGACGUCUGGUCAGACACGUGACAUUGACUGGUGACGUCAUCCGUGAGUACGAGUACCAGGAGGACGGUCAGACCAGGCUGUUUACUGAACCAUACAUAGUCAGACAGAAUGGUAACACUGAUAUAUGUGUGGUGAACUGUACAAGUGAAUAUACUGGUGAACUGGUGAUUCUAUCUUUAACUGGAUCUCUAAAGUUAGUUUACAGUGGAAAGAAACUGACAAGCCCAUUCAAUCCAACUGAUGUAGUAUGUGACUCUCACAACAACAUCAUUGUGAAUGACAUGUCUAACAGCCAGAUACAUCUCCUGAGUCCUGAUGGGGAGUUUAAGAAGUUCCUACUGACAGAAACUGAUAUAAAAAACCCAUAUUCUAUAUCUCUUUAUAAAUCCACAUUGUGGGUAGGUGACUACCACGGACUCAUCAAAGUGUUUCAGUUGAAAAACAUUUAAAAUCACGAUGUACUUGAUUUUAUGUUGAUCUCAUAUUUGUACACUUUAUAUUACGAACUCAGAGAUAUAGAUCAAGCAUAUUAUAAAUAAUGUGUAAAUACUGUAAAACAAUUAGUGUAGCUUUAAGGUUGUCACUGAAAGGAGAGUAUCAACAGAAAUUAUGUUUGAUUUGGAUUACUAGCUCUAACAGUCUUGGUUGGCAAUGCUUAACUUCAAAGGGGGUUAUAAGGUUAAUUUUAAGGUUAUGAGGUUUUUUUAUGUUACUAAAUUUUACAAAGAAGCAUGACCAAACGACAAUAAACAGCCAUGUUUCAGAAAACGAGCUACUCGAUCCAUGUUUGAGUUGAUGUUAAAGUUUUUUGGGACAACAUUUGUUUUAGAUCGUUAUAUUUACAUCUACCGAGUAUGAUUCACUUUA
Molecule: messenger RNA, 1903 nt
Organism: Magallana angulata
Lineage: Eukaryota; Metazoa; Mollusca; Bivalvia; Ostreida; Ostreidae
Exons: 1
Coding region: 1-1485 (494 amino acids)
Biological process (GO): positive regulation of DNA-templated transcription
Cellular component (GO): nucleoplasm; chromatin
Molecular function (GO): ubiquitin-protein transferase activity; zinc ion binding
Source: RefSeq, a predicted model, not a curated record